AUGGGCAGGUCUAUGGUAUUCUCCCCAAACCUUCCUGUGAGAUUUUCUCAAAUACCAAGAUCAAUUUUACCGCCCAAUCAACCAAACCAGUCACUUUCACUGAACUCGAGGGAACAAUUACAACAUGGGUUUCAAAGAUUUGGACUUUCAUUUGCCAAACCCACGAGAACUCUCUGCACAAAGGCUGUGUUAUCUGAAAUUCCAAAUCAGAAGAUGUAUGUGAAAGUGGGCGCCAAAUCAACUGGGCCAAUACCAAUUAGUCAGCUCAUUGAAGUGGUUGAGAAGGCUGCAAAGACUGGUGCUGAGGUUGUGAUGGAUGCUGUUAAUAAGCCUCGGAAUAUUACCUAUAAAGGGCUGACAGACUUGGUCACUGACACAGAUAAAAAGAGUGAAGCAACAAUUUUAGAAGUUGUGAGAAAGAACUUCAAAGAUCACCUUAUUCUUGGAGAGGAGGGUGGAAUUAUUGGAGAUAGUUCAUCUGAUUAUCUGUGGUGCAUUGAUCCAUUAGAUGGAACAACAAAUUUUGCACAUGGUUAUCCUAGCUUUGCAGUUUCUGUGGGAGUUCUAUUUCGAGGAAAACCUGCUGCUGCCGCCGUGGUAGAGUUUGUUGGGGGCCCUAUGUGUUGGAAUACCCGCAUAUUUUCUGCUAGUGCUGGUGGCGGAGCAUUUUGUAAUGGUCAAAAAAUUCACGUGAGUCAAACAGAUGAGGUUGAGCGAUCUCUUCUUGUUACUGGAUUUGGUUAUGAACAUGAUGACGCAUGGACCACCAACAUAGAGUUAUUUAAGGAGUUUACUGACAUCAGCAGGGGUGUUAGAAGGCUCGGUGCCGCUGCAGUAGACAUGUGCCAUGUAGCUCUUGGGAUUGUAGAAGCAUACUGGGAAUAUCGACUAAAGCCAUGGGAUAUGGCAGCUGGUGUCUUGAUAGUUGAAGAAGCUGGAGGAAAGGUUACUCGCAUGGAUGGCGGAAACUUUUGUGUAUUUGAUAGAUCUGUUUUGGUAUCCAAUGGUGUGCUGCAUGGCAAGCUUUUGGAGAGGAUUGCACCUGCAACUGAGAAAUUGAAGAGCAAAGGAAUCGUUUUCUCAUUGUGGUACAAGCCUGACGAUUACACAACGGACAUUUGA
Messenger RNA from Prunus armeniaca (apricot), 1122 nucleotides. Lineage: Eukaryota; Viridiplantae; Streptophyta; Magnoliopsida; Rosales; Rosaceae. The record is from the annotation of a GenBank genome assembly.